Hyaena hyaena (striped hyena) is the source of this 1491-nucleotide messenger RNA. It is a transcript of the gene SCO2, whose product is annotated as protein SCO2 homolog, mitochondrial. Gene Ontology annotation, molecular function: copper chaperone activity; copper ion binding. Gene Ontology annotation, biological process: intracellular copper ion homeostasis; mitochondrial respiratory chain complex IV assembly. The record is from RefSeq and is a predicted model, not a curated record. Gene Ontology annotation, cellular component: mitochondrial inner membrane. Lineage: Eukaryota; Metazoa; Chordata; Mammalia; Carnivora; Hyaenidae. The transcript has 4 exons. The coding region runs from base 611 to 1462 and encodes 283 amino acids.
GAGACUAAAGGGCAGGGGUGAGGCUCCGAGGGAAGCGCGCCUUCGCAGGACUGGAAGGGAGGGGCGGGGCCGGGGAGGAAGCCCCGCCCAGCCCCGUACUUGGCCUCAGGCGGCGCCCGACGCCUUUUGCGCAUGCGCUCAGCGAAGCAGGGAGGGCGGGGCGAGGACAUUCACGCUUGUCUGCGCGUGCGCGAUGCCCUUGAGCAUGCGCGCCGGAGUCGAGCGUACCGGUAGCGCAGGACCCUGGCGACAGCGACAGCGGGUGCGGCGUGGUCGAGCCUGCGGCGGCGACGGGCUCGCACAGAGCGGGCCUGUACAGAUAGUCGCGGCACUGACGCCGGGUUCCGCUGAGCCUGGGUCGUGCUCGGAGUGUGGCUCGCUGUCCCCCUUUCUGACCUUACAGGCACAUCCCGAGUGCAGAGGAGGAAGCCGAUGUAGAGGCUGUAGGACGUGCCGAAGGUCAUCCAGCCCAGAGCUCAAGCCCAGGAACCAUCCGGCCGUGGGCGGAGACCAGACGUCUGGGAAUCCUUGCCAGGGUCUUUUAAGCGGCUGAACAGGAAACGGGAGUUUAUUGCAAACCGGUACGCAUGCUCAGGAGCCCAGGCAAGGCAUGCACUGGGAAUGCUUCCCAUCAGCCGACACGGUGAGGCGCAUCAGGUCCAUGCUGCUGCUGGUUUGGGCACCCAAGGCUUGGCACAGGCUCUCUCAUCUCAAGCCCUCGGCCCUCCUUUGGACCCCGGGAGGCAAGGCCCGACAUGUGAGGUGCCAGCUUCUGUCAAGUCAGGGCCCUGGAGAGACAUGCAGGCAGAGCCGACCCCAGGGCCCUGGGCUGCGAACUAGGCUGUUGAUCACUGCCUUGUUUGGGACUGGGCUGGGUGGGGCCUGGCUGGCCGCAAGGGCUGAGAAGGAACACCAGAGGCAGCAGCAGCGGACAGAGGCCCUGCGCCAGGCAGCUGUGGGCCAGGGUGACUUCAGCCUGGUGGAUCACCAGGGACAGGCUCGCUGCAAAGCCGACUUCCGGGGUCAGUGGGUGUUGAUGUACUUUGGGUUCACUCACUGCCCGGACAUUUGUCCAGAUGAGCUGGAAAAGCUGGUGCAGGUGGUGCGGCAGCUGGAGGCCGAGCCUGGCCUGCCCCCAGUGCAGCCUGUCUUCAUUACUGUGGACCCCGAGCGGGACACUGUCGCAGCCAUGGCCCGCUACGUACAAGACUUCCACCCACGGUUGCUGGGCCUGACCGGCUCUGCUGAGCAGGUAGCCCAAGUGAGCCGCAGCUACCGUGUAUACUACAGUGCCGGCCCCAAGGACGAGGACCAGGAUUACAUCGUGGACCACUCCAUUGCCAUCUACCUGCUCAGCCCUGACGGCCUCUUCACAGACUACUACAGCCGGGCCAGAUCAGCAGAGCAGAUUGCAGACAGCGUGAGGCGCCACAUGGCUACCUUUCGCAGCAUCCUGGACUGAACCAGGUCAUUAAAGAGGGUGUGACAGAG